AUCUAACUAACAAGGUUAAAUUUCGUUUCUUCAUUGCCCAGGCUGGCUUUGGCAUUUUCCAUCGUUACUGCUACACUCUUUUCCACUCAUUCUUUUCCAUGUCGAGGGGCGAUGAACGAAGACAAAACAAGGCAGCCGUCGACAAUGUCGACCAAGGCUACGCCAGUUAUUAUGAGACCGACUCCAUUCCUCCUUCCAAUGGGCGACGGUCUCGCACAAAGUUACUGAAGAAGAAGAAAUCAUUUAGCGCGGGGUACGAAACAGAUGAUGGCUAUGCGUCUGCUGCACCAACGACCCCCAAAAAAUCCAAGUCUAGGAUUUUUCGAUUGGGGACGAGGUCUAAGACAAACCUCCACGAGCCAUCUCCACCACCUCUUCCUGAGCCGCUACCUGUUUUCCGUCUGCCUAUUGCCGCUCGCUUUGCCACGACGUUGGGGGAUCUUAAUGCUGGUGCAAAUACAGAUCCACCAUUACCACCACCCGUACGACCAUUUGUCUCCACCGACACCUCUACAAUUUCGUCGACGCCAUCACCUUCCAUCGCCACAUUCAACGGAUUCAGAGAGUUCGACAGGGAUUCUAUUGAUAAUCCAGAGUCUACUGUUGACCAUGGGGUAGCUCAGAGCGUGUCGCAUAGCACAACUUCUCACAAGUCUACCAGACGGGUCGGCGUCAAUUUCGCGAGCAGCGAUAGCAGUGAUCACCACGGAAGUUCAAGCACCAAUCAUUCCUUUUUUUCCAAGCUCACCGCAUCCUCCUUUGCAUCUUCUACAUCUCAGAAUAAAUAUCCACCGAUUUCAUACCCUCUUACCCGUUCUCCAUCCCCGCCCUCACCUACUCUCAUUCAAAGACAUCAGUCUGGUAACAAGCGUAUUCCUGAGCCUCUUUAUCUUGACAAUGUUGGCCGAGGCCCAUCCAAGACGUGGGAUACUUCUCCAGUAUCUGCGGGGGGCUGGUCACCAUAUGUUAACAUCCCGUCGAUAGCCCCCUCCGUCGAGUCUUUACACGCACCUUCCCCGAGCAAACCUCGCCCCUAUUUCCUGUCACGACGCGUAAAUUCUCCUACACCAGGUGCUGGCCCAUCGCUCACACCCAAAUACUCAGUUUCAGAUUCAGGCCAUCUGGCUGUCAACGAAGAGCCUAGGCCACCAAGCAAUCGCUCUGGGGCUUCCGGAGAGGUCAUACCGUCUAUGGAUUACAUCGUUCCAUCUCCUCGGUCGCAAUCACCAUUGCCAUUGCAGCCCCCUCCGACGCACCUGCUAUCUCAUCACGAACUUCCUCCUCCCAGUCCUCCUCCGACAGUUCCCUUACCGAGAGUCCCUAGUGACCAGGAUCAGGGCUACUUCGCCACGCAGCAGCGUCAGAACGGACAGUUCGCCGUUGCGCCUCCGUCCGUCCCGAAGAGAGGUAAGGAGGCACCGUUUCCUGCACGCCCGAUCAACACCUUGGCCAGCCAACCAGGUCUUGAGGCACGCGUCAAGGUCAAGCGGUACAGAGAUCUGUAUGCGCUUCCUAAUAGAUGGGAUGAGGAACAGCCUUCCAGUGAUGAUACAGAAGUGAUGCGUGAUGUAAUUGCUCGUUUUCAGCGGACGUCGGGCCAUUCAAGUUCUGGGGAAGACAUACGCGUCGCUCUCGACCGUAACCAGUCCCCGGAAGCCAUGCACAGGAAUAAUCAAACAGAGGACUAUGAUUCCGAUGGCUACUCGCGGUAUCCGGAGGAGAACAAGAGUGUGGGACGCUCAACGAUGUACCGAUUAGAACGUGGAGCGGUGUCGACGGGAAGAUUGAGUACGUGGAGUGGAGACAGCCGAGCCAGUAUUAUGGACCUCGAGAAAAGUGAGGUGGCAAGGCAGAGGUUCGUUAAGAGAAUUGAGGCGAUGUUUGAUCAGAAUGGGAGGGAGCUACCUGGGUCUGAGAUCCCCCCUGUACCGAGGCUGCCGGAAGGGCUGUCGCGUAGACGCAUGCCGUUGCGGUUUUGAACUGUCAUCAAUUUUCUGUAGGGAUAUUGUGGUUUUUUGAGGUUUCGUCAUACUUUACAUGUAUUUUAGGUUCCCCCCCCCCUCUGCUCUUCAUCACAUCGAUAUCCAUGCAUCUUAUGGCAGACAAGCUGGUACCUGCUUUGCCCGUUCCCCCCCACAUACAUUCGUUUCGCAGCGCAUCCAUCUCGUUUUUGAUAGGUAACAUCUCAACUGUCAUUGUAUACCAAUACCACCAGCACUCUUUUGUUCUUUGCGUGUAUGUUCAUGUGUUAGGAGAGUUAUAGUCUACAUAUCAGUCAAACCAUGACCAUCCACACUCUUAUCGUGAU
Molecule: messenger RNA, 2308 nt
Organism: Guyanagaster necrorhizus
Lineage: Eukaryota; Fungi; Basidiomycota; Agaricomycetes; Agaricales; Physalacriaceae
Exons: 2
Coding region: 99-1979 (626 amino acids)
Source: RefSeq, a predicted model, not a curated record